CCUCAGCCUGAAGGCAGCCAAUAGGAACUUGCUGAGGGCUCUGUGAAUUCCCGUUUGUUUUCCCUAGAAGAGCAGGGGAAGGGACCCAAGAGGUACUUUUUCUCUUCCUCCAAGGAGACUGUGGGUCUAGGCUACUGAGGACGGAAGCCAGGAAGUGCCAAGGGAAGGUGCAAAGGGAGAGAGGUGUGGGUAGAUCUGGCCCAGAGCCAAGGGAAGAGAGAGCGAGAGGGGCAGAGUCUCCUGCCUUGGGAUCGUACCCAAGUGUGACAAGAAUCUGAUUAAAUUUUAAGAGACUUGAAGGGAGAAAGCCAAAAGCCUCCAGGACCUAGAGGACCAGAUACCAAGCUACUCUAAGAGCAAGAGGGGCAACAGAUCAAGAGAUCUCGAUCAAGAGAUCGGAAGACCAAAGGAAGUCUCCAAGAUCGAGAGACCAGCGGAUCGGAGGAGGACUGGAAGCCAAGUGUCAGAGAUUGAAACGGAGAAAUUCAGAGACUUCUGGAUCAAAAAAAUUAGAGAGACGGAGAGAGAGAGAAGGAAAGAAAGGGCACAAGGGCAAGAGUCACUCAAAGGAACUUUGUCAAAACACUCCAAGAGUCUCGAGAGUCAAGGACACGUGCGUGUGUGGGCAUGUGUGUGCUGAGGCAAGGGGUGACUGAGUCGGAGUAAGGGAUUGCCGAAGCCUCAUGACCCGGUGAUCAAAAGACUGAGUGACCCCAGGCCCCAAAGCCCCAAAGCCGAAGGAGUGAUCACAGGCGACCCAAUUCGGGUGUCUGAAACUAUCUCAGAGCUGAGUGAUUGGCCAUAGCGGUGAAGGCUGACUCUAGUGGUCCCCUCCGCACCCCCAGGGGACAUAGAAGUGAAGAGUUGGUGCCCGCCAGGGUCAGAGGCUCCGCUGAGGGAGAGGGGGAUGGCCACGGGGUCCCUGCUGCUGUUCCUGUUCCUUCUCGCCCUGCUAGCGGGGCCCACCUCGGGGAAAGGCUGCCUGUUUUGCGAGCUCACGGAUGCCCAGAAGUGCCCAGGCACGCUGAUGCAGUGCGCCGAGGAUGAGGACUGCUUCACGGGCCACGGGGUGGCCCUGGGCGUCUCGCUGAUCUCCAACAAGGGCUGCGUCCGGGCCAUCAACUGCGGCAAGGAGCAGGCCGUGAUCUACAUGGGCGUCACCUACAGUCUGGUCACCGCUUGCUGCCAGGGAGAGCUCUGCAACGCCGCGGUCGCCCGCCCCGGGCCCGGGGGCCUGGGAGCUGCCCUCCUGCUGGGCCUCAUCGGGCUGCUCCAUCCCUGGCUGCUUUGACCACCCCUUUCCUCCCAACCUCCCAUCCCCCCAAUCCUAUUAAAGUGUCCUGAGGGAAGACGA
Ornithorhynchus anatinus (platypus) is the source of this 1354-nucleotide messenger RNA. RefSeq names its product sperm acrosome associated 4 (gene SPACA4). Lineage: Eukaryota; Metazoa; Chordata; Mammalia; Monotremata; Ornithorhynchidae. Bases 908 to 1291 code for a protein of 127 amino acids. The transcript has a single exon. The record is from RefSeq and is a predicted model, not a curated record.